This is a messenger RNA of Ictalurus punctatus (channel catfish), 2392 nucleotides long. It is a transcript of the gene gpc6a, whose product is annotated as glypican 6a. Lineage: Eukaryota; Metazoa; Chordata; Actinopteri; Siluriformes; Ictaluridae. Gene Ontology annotation, cellular component: extracellular region; plasma membrane; cell surface. The transcript has 10 exons. Gene Ontology annotation, biological process: regulation of protein localization to membrane; regulation of signal transduction; cell migration. The record is from RefSeq and is a predicted model, not a curated record. The coding region runs from base 343 to 2094 and encodes 583 amino acids.
UGUGUGUGUGUGUCUGUCUCGCUCUCUCUCUCUCUCUCUCUCUCUCUCUCACACACACACACACACACACACACGCGCGCAGCAGCAGCUCGGUGCACAGCGGAGAAGUUACUGGGCUGCUGUUGGUCGGUGCGGAUUUUUUUGUUUGUUUGUUUGUUUUUCCUUUUUCUAGCGCGUUGCCGCUUUAGCACGCGCUGCGCUAUGAAGAGCGCGAGGAGGAAACUCUGAUCAGAGCGCGAGGCGGACGGACCUAAGGGGGAAACUCGGCUUUGAAUUGGAGUGGGGUGUUUUUUUGUUUUGUUUUGUUUUUUUUUUUAAAGGUGUUUUAGUGGCUCGGUGAGCAUGGUGAGGCUGCAGGUGUGUGUGCUGGCUCUGUCCGCGGCGCUCUGCCUCUGCUCGGGAGGACGAGGAGCCGAGCGCGAGCGAGUGGAGGAUGAGGAGGAUGGUGAUGAUGGAGUCUCGCGGAGCUGCAGGGAUGUCAAGCAGGCGCUCGUGGAGAGAGGAUUCACUGCCAUCAGGAUUAACCAGCACCAGACCACAGGUGAGCACCUGCGUGUAUGUUCUCAGGAGUACACAUGCUGUGGGGUGGAGAUGGAGGACGCCCUUGCACAUCGCGGUAAAGCCGAUCUCGAACGCCUGAUGGAGGAGAGCAGCAGUGCCCUGAGAACUGUAUUCACCACCAAACACAGGAAGUUCGACGAGUUCUUCCUGGAGUUGCUGGACAACUCGGAGAAGUCUCUGAACCACAUGUUCAUCCGCACCUACGGCAACCUGUUCAUGCAAAACUCGGAGAUCUUCGAGGACCUGUUCUCGGAGCUACGGCGCUACUACACAGGAGGGAACGUGAACCUGGAGGAGAUGCUGGGCGACUUCUGGGCCAGGCUUCUGGAGAAGAUGUUCCAGCUGCUGAACUCUCAGUUCUCUUUCACAGACGAGUAUUUAGAGUGUGUGAGCAAGUACACGGACCAGCUGAAGCCGUUCGGGGACACACCACGCAAACUCAAGGUCCAGAUCACACGUGCCCUCGCUGCUGCACGCACCUUCGUACAGGGACUCAUGGUGGGACGGGAGGUGGCCAAUCGUGUGGCCAAGGUGAAUGUGUUUCCCGGCUGCAGUAAGGCGUUGACUCGGAUGCUGUAUUGUCCGUACUGCGGCGGGUUUGUGGACCUCAAGCCGUGCAGGAGUUACUGUCAGAACGUCAUGAAGGGCUGCCUCGCUAAUCAGGCUGACCUGGACCCAGAGUGGAACGUCUUCAUCGAUUCCAUGCUCCUGGUAGCUGAGAGGUUGAAGGGGCCGUUUAACAUCGAGGCCGUGAUGGAGCCGAUCGACUUGAAGAUCUCUGAAGCCAUCAUGACCAUGCAGGAAAACAGCAUACAAGUCUCCGGCAAGGUGUUUCAGGGUUGUGGUCAUCCCAAACCAGUUAGAUCCGGAUCAGGUCGGAGCACCCGCGAGGUGUUUAAUGCUCGGUUCAAACCCUACAGCCACGAAGACAUGCCUCCAUCGGAGAGUUCUGGUCUCGACAGACUGAGGAGCGUCUGGAGAACAAUGCAGGACAGCGUGAUUGACAUUAAAGAGAAGCUGAAGCAGGCGAAGAGGUUCUGGACAUCACUGCCUGAUGUGAUAUGUUCUAAAGACAAUGUGAUAGAACCGAGCAGUGAGCAGUGCUGGAACAGUCACACUAAAGGAAGGUAUUUCCCAGAGGUUGUGAAAGAUGGCCUGACCAAUCAGCUGAGUAAUCCAGAGGUGGAUAUUGACAUCACCCGCCCAGACACCUUCAUCCGGCAGCAGAUCAUGGCUCUGAGAGUGAUGACCAACAAACUGCGCAGCGCCUACAACGGCAACGACAUCUCCUUCCAGGAUUCCAGUGAUGAGGUCAGUGGUUCUGGCAGCGGAAGCGGCUACACCACUGAGUUCGAGUUCACCGUCACAGAGGCGCCAGCAGUGGGGGCGGGGCGUCAAGACCAGGCCACGCCUCUACGACCUGCAUCUGAUAAAGCCACGCCUCUUAAACCUCCUUCUGACUCGGCGGCGCCCCUUCUCGUCUCACCAAUCACUUUAAUGGCGGUCACGUUGCUUCAGUUCUGGUGGAGAUAAUGGCUGGAUAGGGAGUGGACACCUUAUGAUGCAGCUUAGCUCCUCCCACAAUGUUAGCCCCACCCAACCCCCCAUGGGGUUUUACGAUGGAAAGCAUGAGGAUUGACACCCAAAGGACAGAUAGUGAGCUAAAGAGAGAGCGAGAGAAGGCAAAAUUUCUGCACCCUGCUUGUUUCCAAAGAGCAGCUUCAUCCUCAAAUGACACCUUUUUUUGCUCUCGUUCCUUCAAAAAAAAAAGAAAGAAAAAAAAGACAGAGGAAUGCUGCAGCACGUUCCUCAGAUCCCUUUCAGUGAAGCA